CUCCCUCCGGUCUAUGCCGAUCGAAGAUCACAUGGCCGUGUUAUCCGGCAGCUACGCACGUUUUCGGAGCUAAGCACCUUCCACCUCUUCGCCGCUCGGGCAGCCUAUAAGUCUCUCACUUCCUACAACCCCAACACAUCAAUCCAUGUGUCUCCCAGGCUGUUGGAGCUAUACAGACUUGGAAAUCGAGGACGAACCCCCAAGACCAAGGAGGAUGGCAGCGCCUUUCAAUGUCGGCCCAGGCCAGCAAAACCCAAGCAUGACCUACGUCUACUACGCGCAACCCGGAGGCGGCUAUGCUGCGGUGGCAGUCCCCCAAGUCCAAGCUCCGCAGCAGACCUACGUCUAUGCAAACCAGCCAGCUGUCGGCAUGGCUGGUGCGCCCAUUCAGCAGCCUAAUCUAGGCCCGACUCCAUACCCUGCUCAAUACACGGGCCAACCGAUGGCUAGCUACGGCCCUUACCACCACUACCAUAUGGGUCGCACCAAGGAGCAAGUUGAUAUGGACAACCGCCGCACGGCGUACCAGCAAGGUGCUUAUUCCAUGCAUCCCAUUGCGCCUGAUAACCCGCCCCCAGACACACAGUUUUGGUGCAAGGAAGUCGAUGGAGAAUGGACGCUAAGGACUUUCUUUACCAUACAGGAGGACCUCAAGCCGGGUAAUUGGAAAUAUGCUCCUGACACUGGCAUGUUUGUCUACAUCAGGAAAUAGGAGGGGAUGAUGGCAAAGCGAAUGGUGGUUCUGGGUUCCCGAGAGGCCUACAUGACGAACGCAUCAUAUUAGCGAAGAGCUUUCACGACAAUCAGCAAGCCAUUCUCGAGCG
Mytilinidion resinicola is the source of this 824-nucleotide messenger RNA. RefSeq lists its product as uncharacterized. The transcript is spliced from 4 exons. Gene Ontology annotation, cellular component: mitochondrion. The record is from RefSeq and is a predicted model, not a curated record. NCBI's taxonomy places the organism in Eukaryota, Fungi, Ascomycota, Dothideomycetes, Mytilinidiales, Mytilinidiaceae. Bases 146 to 712 code for a protein of 188 amino acids.